CGGAAUAACGCGCAACGCCUCCAAAUCGUUCUCAAGCGUCACCAGUUGGUCGUUUUCAGAAGAGCAGAGACCAGAGAAUGAAGUCCAGAGGAUUCCAACAUUCCGAGAUACGUAAACUGGGAUCAUUCUAAUUGUGUAGGAUCGUGCAUGCGCGCCCUUUAAACGAAUUACUGGAAUUCAUAAACAUACACACUUUAUACAAUGAUAUGUGACGUUUAAGUACUUGAAUCAUGGGGAGAGUUUUCGGGUAAAGCCUAAAGGUUCAAUGUGUAUAGAUGAUUUCAUCAACACUGGCCACCCUUUGAACGGAUGAAAUCAUCAAUGUCCAGCACUAUAAAAGUUUAAGGAUCCUUGGAGCGAGAAGCAUCUUCAGUUCUGGACAUCAGGCAAGUCUCGCCCAGUUUGCAACCAUGAAAUUCUCCCUCAUCGCCGUCCUUGUUAUUGCUCUGGCCAUUGCCUCUGAGUCCGUCUCUCUGGUCAAAAGAGAGGCUCCGGCUGAGCUCGAGAAGAUCGCCAAGUACUUCCAAGACCUCGUGGACAAUCUGAAGAAUGUCGAGGGCCCUGAGAUGGCCAACAAAGCCAAGGCUUACUUUGAGGAGAGCAAAUCCCAGUUCCAGCCCAUGGUUGAGAAGCUCCAGGAGCAGCUGAAGCCUCUUUCCAACAUUGAAGAGCACAUCAAGCCACUGGCCGCCUCCGUCCAAGCUCAGGUUGCCCCUCUGAGUAACAUAGUCCAGACCCAGGUUCUAGAUAUGCUCAAGUUUAUGAAUGAGAAGACCAAAGCUAUCCUACCCCCCAAAUAAACAGGAAUGAGCGUUCUUUACUUCGUUUUCAUUCCUAUUUGACACAUUUUGUUUAUAUGUAUGUUUGAAAUAAUAAAAGGGGUUGAAAGUUAACAUCUUUGUCUUCGUGUUGUGUUUUAGUUUUGGUUUACUGAUUCAGAUGGAAAAGUGACUUUAGACCGCAGAUAUGUCAUCAGGCAGCACAGGGACGUUUUACUGCAAAAUCUGAAAUCGUCUGGCUUUAGUUGAAGUGGAAUAAAAAAGUCUGUCCAUUUCUUGUAUGCUUUAACAGAAUACAUUCAGAUCUUACUGCUGAAUAAGAACAGAGAAAUGAGGAAAGUAUUUAAAUAAAUAAAAAAUCAUUUUUACUGUAUUAACAUACAUACAUUUAAAAACAAGCUUAAAAACAGUCACACAAAAAAGAAAACAUAAACAUAAAGGUGCAAGUACGCAAACAGACAUUUACUUCUAUUUUUUAAAUAAUCACGAAAGCAUAUCAUGACUACAUUUAUUUCACACAAAAUCCAAAGGAUCUGCAUCAGUCAUUUAGUUUGGCAGCAGAGGGCAGUGUAAAUAAACAUCUUUUUCUGUGCGCAUUGAAG
This is a messenger RNA of Triplophysa dalaica, 1381 nucleotides long. RefSeq names its product type-4 ice-structuring protein LS-12-like. The transcript is spliced from 5 exons. The coding region runs from base 411 to 800 and encodes 129 amino acids. Gene Ontology annotation, cellular component: extracellular region. Lineage: Eukaryota; Metazoa; Chordata; Actinopteri; Cypriniformes; Nemacheilidae. The record is from RefSeq and is a predicted model, not a curated record. Gene Ontology annotation, molecular function: lipid binding. Gene Ontology annotation, biological process: lipoprotein metabolic process; lipid transport.